Guyanagaster necrorhizus is the source of this 1581-nucleotide messenger RNA. RefSeq names its product MFS general substrate transporter. Gene Ontology annotation, molecular function: transmembrane transporter activity. The coding region runs from base 1 to 1581 and encodes 526 amino acids. Gene Ontology annotation, cellular component: plasma membrane. The transcript has 8 exons. NCBI's taxonomy places the organism in Eukaryota, Fungi, Basidiomycota, Agaricomycetes, Agaricales, Physalacriaceae. The record is from RefSeq and is a predicted model, not a curated record. Gene Ontology annotation, biological process: transmembrane transport.
AUGUUGGACUCUUCACCAGAUUCCCCAGUGAAAAGUACCGGGGAACCCACUGUCUGCGGAGAUCCGGCAGACUCUGACCAAGUUCCCGAAAGUGUUCGAGCUACCGAUAUCGCUACUGCAGAUGCACUCCCGAAUUUAUAUACACAUGGAGACGUCUGGUUUGUUGUCGGCCUCGUAUCUCUCGCUGCUCUUGCAAGCCCGUUCCCUGCCACAAUAUACUUUCCUGCUCUUCCCAUUCUGACACAGGUUUUUCAUGAAACAACCGAACGGUUAAACCUCACUCUUACCAUCUUUUUGGUGCCUAUGGCCGUCUUUCCCAUGAUAUGGGGACCGUUAUCAGACAGGUGGGGUCGGCGACCCUGUAUCAUCGCAAGCUUGGGCAUUUUGACCCUUACUUGUGUCGGUCUUGCCCUCGUACCAACCAAUGCAUUCUGGUUACUGAUGCUUCUUCGAUUCACUCAGUCUGCCGGAUGUACCGGCACUGUUGCUCUGGGUGCCGGUGCCAUUGCAGACAUCACUACGCGCGCCAAUCGUGGCGGCUAUUUCGGAGCUUUUAACGUCGGUCCUAUGGUUGGUCCCUGCGUUGGUCCUGUAGUCGGCGGUCUACUUGCUCAAUAUCUUGGUUGGCGUUCCAUUUUCUGGUUUCUGACAAUUUUCUCAGCAGUACUGUUCAAAAUAUUGCUCGUAUUCCUCCCGGAAACUCUGCCUUGUAUUGUUGGGGACGGGAGCAUACAGCCGUCGUUAAUUUAUAGGCCUUGGAUUAAAAUAAUCCGCCGAGGUGGAGAACAUCAGAGCUCUGUCAUCGCCCAGAAGCCACCUCCGAAGCCCCUUUGCAAUCCAUUCGCACUGGUCGUACAUCUCGAUAUUCUCGUCGGGCUUUUUUAUGCGAGCGUUUCAUUUGCCAUACAAUAUAGUAUUUCAGGAACGCUGGCGAAUGCAUACAAAGUACACUACCCGUUUCUCAAUAGCGCCAAUGUCGGCCUCUGCUAUUUGGCCAAUGGUGGAGGCUUGAUCCUCGGCGCAAUUAUCAACGGCAGGCUUCUUGACUUUGAUUACCGUCGAGCGCGUGAUAAAUUCACGCGUUCUUCUCAAGACAAGGCAAUGAAUGGGCAUAUGCAUGACACCUUUCCGCUAGAAUCCGUACGGCUUCAGUGGAGUCCUUAUUUCGUUAUCAUGUAUGCAGCGUGCGUAGUAGGCUGGGGAUGGUGUGUAGAAAAGUCGGUGCUCCUCGCAGGUCCUUUAAUCCUACAAGUCUGUCUCGGAUUCGCAUGCAUAUCAAUUAUCAAUACAAUCAUGACGCUUAUGGUUGAUCUCGUACCUGCUCAAAGUUCGUCAAUAAUUGCCUGUGUCAAUUUCAUGAGAGCUUCGCUUGCUGCUAUUGUAAUUUCGGUGCAAGACAAGGCCAUUUCGAGCGUCGGUUAUGGAUGGACCUACACAAUAUUGGGAGCGAUUUGUGCUCUUAUGCUUCCUUUGGUGUUUAUGGAGAUAAAUGUCGGUCCCAUAUACCGGAAACGUCGACGACAGAGUGGCACUUCAUCUGCUUCUACUAACGUUGAACUAAGUGCGUCUUUACAGCCAUAA